Messenger RNA from Trematosphaeria pertusa, 822 nucleotides. Its product is annotated as glycoside hydrolase family 45 protein. NCBI's taxonomy places the organism in Eukaryota, Fungi, Ascomycota, Dothideomycetes, Pleosporales, Trematosphaeriaceae. Gene Ontology annotation, molecular function: cellulase activity. Bases 1 to 822 code for a protein of 273 amino acids. The transcript has 3 exons. Gene Ontology annotation, biological process: carbohydrate metabolic process. The record is from RefSeq and is a predicted model, not a curated record.
AUGACGGCUUCUUAUCUUCGCAAUCUCCUUUUCCUUCUGGACCUGUUCGUGGUCAUCGCCCGCUGCGCGAAUCUCAACAUCUCGGGGGAGGCUGUCACAACCCGGUUCUGGGACUGCUGCAAACCGUCGUGUGGGUGGAAUGGGAAGGCCUCCUUCAACCGCCCGGUCCUAUCUUGCACCGCCGACGACAAACCCACGGAUAUUCAAGCCGGCACUGGUUGCGGGGACGGCGGUACCGCCUUUCUGUGCUCUGAUCAACAGCCAUGGGCUGUCAACGACACAUUUUCCUACGGAUUCGCGGGCAUCUUUCUGGUACCCAGCCUCACGGACAACCAUAUUGAGGACGCGUGGUGUUGCGCCUGCUACCAGUUGAAUUUCACCAGCGAUCCUCUUCGAGGAAAGACGAUGAUCGUCCAAGCAUCAAACACCGCCUACGAUGUAAACACUGCCAACCGGUUCUCCUUGGCAGUACCGGGGGGAAAUACCACCUCACAUGACGCCUGUGCCCGCCAGUACGGCGUCGACCAAAAUGUCUUCGGUACGACCGAUGCUGGCGUCAGUUCAAAAGAAGACUGCGACAAGUUGCCAGAGGCGCUGCAGGCUGGCUGCCAAUGGCGGUUCGACUGGUUUGAGGAUGCAUCAUAUCCAACCGCAACCUUCAAACGCGUCCCCUGCCCACAGGUGCUCACCGACAAGACCCAGUGCACCCGCGACGACGACAAAGUUCUAGCGGGCGAGAGCGCUGCAGCGACACUCUUCUCGCCAUCCUUCUCUAUGGUCGCUGCUCUAACCGUCGCCAUCGUAGGCCUCCUCUCGGUAUAG